UACGUGGGCGCGCGGGGCGGGGGCGGGCGAGGAGGGGCGGGGCGGCGCGCGCUCCCUCCCUCCCUCCGUCCCUCCUUCCCGGGCGGGCGGCGGGCCGGAUCUGGGAUGGCGCCUCCUCCGCCUUCGCCCCAGCUGCUCCUCCUGGCCGCCCUGGCGGGGCUCCUGCGCGCCGUGGAGGUGAUGGCUGAGCCGGCGGAGGAGGAGGCGGGAGCCGCCUGUCCGGAGGGCCUGUGGCCUCUGCCCCAACAGGUGUCACCCAGAGUGACUGUCACACGGACGAGCCCACGGCAGGUGGAGGCUGUCCGCUUCCUCUACCAUCCCUGCGCCCACCCCUGGCUGAAGCUCCAGCUCGUCCUCCUGGCCCACGUGCAUAUGGCCCAGCCCUCACUGGCUCCUGACUCCAGCCUCACUCAGGACCGGCCCCUGGAGUUGGAAGCAUGGGGCGUGGUGCUGGAGAUGGCAUGGGUGGAGCCAGCCUGGGCUGCCCACUUGCUGAAGAGGAGGCGGUGGAAGAGGCAGAGGAAGAAGGCGCAGUUCCUCUCCGGGCCCUCUCCCUCAGCGCCAAGGCCAGGCAGAGGGAGGCUGUGCCGCAGAGGGUGUGUGCAGGCCCCGGCUUUGGCCUUUACCCUGCGGAGCUGGCGGCCCCCGGGCCCAGAGGCGGUGUCUAGAGGGCCCGGGCAGCACUCUCCCGGUGGCGCCAAGAGGCGUGGGCUGCGGGCUGCCCUGGGCCUCCAGCCUACCUCCUCAGCCCCGAGGCCCCCCUCUGCCUCCGCAUGGAGCGUGGAGACCAGGAAGCCCAAGCUAGGAACCCCAGGUGAAGGGGGUGAUGCUCCGUUUGUGCCCACUGCGCCCCUGCCACCUGGGGGGCCUCCAGGCAGUGCCAGCUCCAGGAUGGAGGCCCAGGUGCCCAAAGGGCAAAGCAGCCCCGGAGGCUGUGCCUGUCCGAGCCAGGCUUCCCCAGCCCCGCGGGCGGCAGCAGCGGCCCCGCCGCGGGCCCGGGGCCCCACCCCGCGCACGGAGGAAGCUGCCUGGGCCGCCAUGGCCCUGACCUUUCUGUUGGUGCUGCUCACCCUGGCCACCCUCUGCACGCGGCUGCACCGCAACUUCCGGCGCGGGGAGAGCAUCUACUGGGGGCCCGUGGCGGACAGCCAGGACACCGUGGCCGCUGUGCUGAAGAGGCGGCUGCUGAUGGCGCCGCGGCGGGUCAAGCGCUCACGCCGGAGACCCCUCCUCCCGGCCACGCAGGGCAGCGGCCCCGACGGGGACAGCUCCGACUGACCGCCGGCCCGGCCCGCCGCGGCGGCAGCUCCGCCCUCCUCCCGAGGCCCGACCUCUGCCACGUGGACCGCACGGGGCCGCCCUCUGGUGGCUGGCGGAGCACCUGCAGGGGGUUGGUUCUCAAUGUAUUGUUUGUGGGGAAGGGAGGCCUAAGGAAGAAAAAGGAGCUGUUAGCCUCCUUUGCCAAAACUCUUCUGUAUUUUUAACUAAAUUAUUUUGGUAGAA
This is a messenger RNA of Pipistrellus kuhlii (Kuhl's pipistrelle), 1503 nucleotides long. RefSeq names its product tumor protein p53 inducible protein 13 (gene TP53I13). Gene Ontology annotation, cellular component: cytoplasm. Bases 106 to 1278 code for a protein of 390 amino acids. The transcript is spliced from 7 exons. Lineage: Eukaryota; Metazoa; Chordata; Mammalia; Chiroptera; Vespertilionidae. The record is from RefSeq and is a predicted model, not a curated record.